AUGGGCGCAAGUGUUUCGUGGCUGUCGGGGAUGCUAUUUUCGAAGAAAGAGAUCCGGAUAUUGAUUUUGGGACUGGAUAACGCUGGAAAGACUACAUUACUAUAUAGGCUGAAGAUUGGGGAAGUGGUAACUACAAUACCGACUAUUGGUUUCAAUGUGGAAUCAGUGACGUACAAAAAUCUAAAUUUCAAUGUUUGGGAUCUGGGAGGACAGACGUCAAUUAGACCCUAUUGGCGCUGCUACUACGCUAAUACGGCUGCGGUAAUAUUCGUUAUCGAUUCCACAGACAUUGAUCGAUUAGGCACUGCUUCAGAAGAAUUGGCAGCAAUGUUGAAUGAGGACGAGUUGAAAGAUGCUGCGCUACUAGUAUUUGCGAAUAAACAAGAUCAACCGGGAGCGAAAGGUGCUGGUGAGAUUUCCGAGGCUUUAAGACUAGGAGAGUUAAGGGAUAGGAAUUGGAGUAUAGUGGCAUGUAGUGCCGUAGAUGGUAGUGGUGUGGAUGAGGGGAUGGACUGGCUCGUUCAAACUGUACAACAAGAGUCGUAA
Molecule: messenger RNA, 546 nt
Organism: Botrytis deweyae
Lineage: Eukaryota; Fungi; Ascomycota; Leotiomycetes; Helotiales; Sclerotiniaceae
Exons: 5
Coding region: 1-546 (181 amino acids)
Biological process (GO): vesicle-mediated transport; intracellular protein transport
Cellular component (GO): Golgi apparatus; cytoplasm
Molecular function (GO): GTP binding; GTPase activity
Source: RefSeq, a predicted model, not a curated record